CAACACUAGUUGUUGAGGGGAGUGUCUUGCGUUAUUAAUGCUGAGUGGCUCCGGCAACUACUGUGGUUUAAAGUCGUUAGUCAUCCGCUGCUACUGCAGGAGAGACGGGAGCGCUGAGCCAGAGCUGUUCAGGCAACCCUCUUGGUCCUCCCAGGCCAGCAGGAUGAGGGGCUCUAGGCAAACAUUCCUUAAUUUAUUCUGCAUCCUCUGGCUCCCGCUUCUGCUGAAGGCUGCCUCUUCCUCCCCUCUCCCCCAUGGAAACGACCCACCACCUCCUUCGCUCCCCUCCGGGCUGUACAAAGGACAGACCUGCAUCGGAUGCGUGCUUGUGGUCUCUGUAAUUGAACAGCUUGCACAGUGGCACAACAGUACAGUAAAGGCAGCCGUGGAGAGACUGUGCAACUACAUGCCUGAAAAACUGCAAGGUUUCUGUUACGUAUUUGCUGAACUUUACGGACCACACAUAGCUGAACUUAUAGACAGGGAAAUGAAUGCCGAUGUGGUCUGCCAUUCCUUGAAGCUGUGUAAACAGGAUCCAGGACAACCGCUUUGUCAUCUCUACCCUCCUCCAAAGGUGGGGCUGAGUGCUGCAAUAAGGAAAGCAAAAAGGAUUAUGAAGACUUCCAGAGAUCUGAAGAGCUUCACGGGGUUCUCAAGUGUAUGUGCAUUUCCUCCUCUGGCUAACCUGUGUGAGAAGAUUAAAUAUGUUAUAAGAAAUAAACUGCCUUUUGAAGAUUUUGAUGGAGAUAAAUUUAGUACUUUCCCGACGUUGAGAGGCUAUCACUGGCGAGGCAGAGACUGCAACGACAAAAACACCACCGUGUACCCUGGCAGACGUCCUGAUAACUGGGAUGUGAAUAGUGACUCUAACUGCAAUGGCAUAUGGGGCGUGGAUCCAAAAGAUGGAAUUCCCUACGAGGAGAAAUUCUGCAAAGGUGCGGACUCGCAAGGGGUCAUCCUGUUGGGAGACUCGGCUGGCGCUCACUUCCACAUCCCUCCCGAGUGGAUGACUGUCACGCAGAUGUCAGCGAAAUCAUUUGCUAAUCUCCCAAUGGCUUUCACCGAUGAGCUUGACUGGCCUCAGUUCUCAGAGAUCACUGGAUUUCUGAACUCCACCAUCGGAGGCUGGACAGACUCUCUGUAUCUACGUUUACGCAGGAGAAAUCGCUGUAAUCACAGAGACUUACAGAACAUUUCCCAAAACGGUGGUUCUUCAGGAAACCUCCUCAAUUUAAUAAAAAGCUUGGCCAGAAACCAGCUGUUGGACAAUCCAGCCAUAGUUAUCUACGCUACAAUUGGGAAUGAUGUCUGCAAUCGGAACCGUGACACGCUGGCUCACAUGACUACACCCAAAGAAAUGCUUUCCAACGUGAUGCAAGCUCUGCGAUACCUGGACUCCCGUCUUCCAAAUGGCAGCCAUGUGAUUUUAACAGGCUUGGUAGAUGGCCGCUUUCUCUGGGAUAACCUGCAUGACAGAUACCAUCCUCUAGGGCAGCUGAACAAGGACGUCACUUACAGUCAACUUUACUCUUUCCUCGACUGCCUCCAGGUGAGCCCCUGCAGCGGCUGGCUGACCCCCAACGAGACCCUCAGGAAUUUGACCUCGGAGAGGGCUUUACAACUUUCCAAUGUCCUGAAAGAAAUAGCGAGAUCUGAGAAAUUUGCCAACUUUGAUAUUUUCUACAUGGAUUUCCCACUGAGACAAACGGCUGAGGAGUGGCGCAAGAUGGGAGGCGAGCCCUGGCAGCUGAUCGAACCAGUCGACGGCUUCCACCCCAGCCAGAUUGCUGCAGCCCUUGGAACAAGCAUUACCUGGCAGAAGGCGCUACGUGAAUGGCCUCAAGUGCUUGGAAAGGAGAAUCCGUUCAACGACCAGAUUGAAGCGAUAUUCAAAGAUCAAGGUGGACACUGACUUCCAAUCUGCCAGAACCCUGACAUGUUUUUCGGUGAUGCUUCCCAGUGCAUUCCACAAAACAAGAUGGUCAGACACACACACACAAAAAAAAGGGGGAGGGCAAGUUAUCAGAGCCAGUAGCAGUGGAUGUAACACAACAGUGUUGUUCUCUAUCUCACCUGCACAAAUAGGCUAUGCUUUUUCUGUGGAGCUACAAAAAUAAAAAAUCAAAGGAUACCUGCCAACUGGACCAUUUAUUGUACUGGUUUAGUAAAUCUGUAUGAUUCUUUUCCAUAUAUAGCAAACUCCUAGCCCUACCUUGUUUUGUUUUUUUUUUUUUCCCCUGCAGAAUGUUCUUUCUGGGCUUUCCAUUUGUACUGUUUCAACGGUUAACCUGAUCCCAGAAGUGUGGGGGGGGAACCCCAAACUCAUUAUGUUGCUAUAAAUUGUGCGUAUGUAAUUGCCCUGACUGUCAAUACAUUGUUUAGCUGCUAUUUGCUUAUUAAAAUGUGCCAGGAAUAA
Messenger RNA from Grus americana (Whooping crane), 2416 nucleotides. It is a transcript of the gene AOAH, whose product is annotated as acyloxyacyl hydrolase. The record is from RefSeq and is a predicted model, not a curated record. Gene Ontology annotation, molecular function: acyloxyacyl hydrolase activity; calcium ion binding. The transcript has 22 exons. NCBI's taxonomy places the organism in Eukaryota, Metazoa, Chordata, Aves, Gruiformes, Gruidae. The coding region runs from base 38 to 1912 and encodes 624 amino acids. Gene Ontology annotation, biological process: negative regulation of inflammatory response; lipopolysaccharide catabolic process.